Messenger RNA from Porites evermanni, 439 nucleotides. NCBI's taxonomy places the organism in Eukaryota, Metazoa, Cnidaria, Anthozoa, Scleractinia, Poritidae. The record is from the annotation of a GenBank genome assembly.
AUGGGUCAAAGAAUUAAGGAACUGCUUCUGCAACUUGACUUGAAAUUAACAUUGAUUUAUAGACAGCUGGUAAAAGGUAAUGAACGGAUUUCUUUUUGAAAAUCCACGAGAGAAAUAAUUACUUAUUUUAGCCUGAAUUUCAGACGAUUACUUCGAGUCGAUUACUCCUCUCAGUAUAAAGCGACCAACCUCGUUCCCAGGGUUCUCUCCUACCCGCCCUACCCUCUCUCGCUCCGUAGGGCGGGUAGGAGAGAACCCUGGGAACGAGGAACGAGGUUGUAAAGGGACUCGAAGUAAUGUCAGAGACUACGUCGGCGGGAACUUUAAAGACUUUAACAUAAUGGACUUCCUUGGUAAUGGCGAGUGUAAGAGAGUAAAAUAUGUGGAUAUCCGAGGGCACAAUGGCACAAACCUCACGGCACCGUUUUGGCAGGGCUGA